This is a messenger RNA of Chironomus riparius, 1673 nucleotides long. The record is from the annotation of a GenBank genome assembly. NCBI's taxonomy places the organism in Eukaryota, Metazoa, Arthropoda, Insecta, Diptera, Chironomidae.
GUAGAGUAUGAUGGAAAUAAGAGAACUUGAUAACAACAAGAUUUAAUAUAAAUUAUUAAAAAAAUCAACAGCAGCUUCAGUUGACAAAUAGAAUUCAAGUGAGAAGCACAAAUAUUUAAAGGAGCAGAAAAAUGCUUAAAAUAAUUAUAAUUUCGAGUUUAUUAGUCAGUGCGACAUUCGCAGCUCACAACUGCUCAUCAUUUAGCGACAGAAAUCACGGAUUCGGAUGUGAAUUAAAGAAUGUGUCACCAAAUAAUGAUACCUUCGAAGUGAAUGUGAUGAUGCGUGACAAUGAUCAAAAUAAGACAGAUGAAGACAUCAUUUGGGUGCAAAUUCGUGAUUCUGAGUUUGUUAACUUACCUCGCGGUGUUUUUGAAAAGUUUGUGAAUCUAGAAAAGAUUAUGAUUAUAAGCUCAGCAGGAUUUAAAGUCUUUAAUACAUCGUACUUCGAUAAAAAGAUUACAUUAGUGCUGAUGAAGAAUACAGACAUAGAAAUUGUUGGAGAUCUUCCAUUAGUUGGCUUGAAUGAGUUAAAAAUUUUAAGUUUAAAUUACAAUCAAAUCACAAAGAUCCACAAAAAUGCAUUCCGAGACUUAGUAAAGAUGGAGAAAAUCGAAAUAGUUGGCAACAAACUAGAGUUCCUAGAUGUCGAAACAUUCCAAAAUAAUGUCAACCUUAAGUUGGUCUUACUUUACCACAACAAGCUCAAAGUCAUUCCAGCAGAUCUCUUCAGUCACAACAAAUUGAUCGAGUCGAUUCAAUUACAAAACAAUUCAAUUUCACAAAUUGAGAAAGGCUUUUACAAGCCACUUGAAAAGCUGACUAAGGCUGACUUCUCAUCAAAUAUUUGUAUUAGUGAAACAAUUUCGUUGACGCGGGCCAUUCAGUGGAACGCACAAGUGUUCAAAUUUAAGGAUUGCUUCAACAACUACGCACUUAUGAAGUCAACAAAUGAUGUGAUUGACAACGUACGUACAAAAUUGUCAGAAUUAGAUGACAAGGUCAGUAAUGUGGUUGAGAGAGUUGAUAAUGACUUAGCGGUGCUCGAAGGAAAGAUGAAAAAUGCAACGGAACUUGACAAAUUCAAGACAAAUUUACUCGAUUUCUUUGAAAAAGAUAAAAAGACAUUUCAAGCACAAUAUGAGAAUGAUUUGAAUAAUAUUACAUCACACGUACGAACUGACAUGAUGGAUGAGAUCAAGAAGAAUGUUGUUGAUGUAUUGGAAAAGUCACAGGAAGCUCAGCAAGCUCAACUUGUAUCAAAUGAUUUUGAGCAGUUUCGUGAAAAUUUUUCAGUACGAUUUGCAAUGAUUUACUUGAUGUUGUUCUUAUUAGUGGCUUUUGUCGGUGCCUUGGCUUACGGAAUGAUCAAAUAUGCAGGAAUAUAUCCAUUCAAUAUACAAGGAGACAACAGAAAACUGAUUGAUGCGGAAGUCUGCUAAACAUUGUAAUAUUAUCGCGAUAAAAUAGUUUCAUAAUAAUUUUUCCACAAUUGAUUUCCUUCAUUUAAUUUUAGUCUCGCAUAGAAAUCGCAUUGCAAAUGCGCCAUUACUUAAUAGAUAGUCAUAAUUAUUUCUUUUAAUACAAAAAUAAAAUAAAAUGUUCAUUAUUGUUAUCUUUGCUGCGCUUGAAAUAAUAAAUAAGUACAUAAAGAAUGGAGGAAAAUGACGGAU